GGUUCGGUCUUGGCGGGAGCGGCUGCGUGGCACUCGGCGCUCGAAGACCGGCGCGUCGCCUCGUUACGUGCACCAGCCGCCGGCAAACUUAGGAGACGUUCAGCGUGCGAAAUUUUUGGAAGUAUGUCGCGCGACCGAGGCGACAGUCUGUUCUGCUGCGAAACGGGAGUGCUUGAGACGGAACCGGUCUGCAAGGCCAUUCGUGACCCGGCCCUGAUUAACGACCGCCGGGUUCUAGCCAACUUGCUGGACGCAGAAAAUAGCUUCUUGCCGUCCAUCUCGUAUUUUAAAUGCGUCCAGAAAGAAAUCAAGCCACCUAUGCGACGGAUUCUAGCAUACUGGAUGGUAGAGGUAUGCGAAGAGCAACACUGCCAAAGUGAAGUGCUCCCACUGUCCAUGAACUUGCUGGACAGAUUUCUCAGUGUAACAAGCGUGAAAAAGGACCACUUGCAGCUUGUGGGGGCGGUAUGCCUAUUCAUUAGUUCGAAACUGCGGGAAACUUGUCCGUUGACCGUGGAAUUCCUGGUCCAGUGCGCUGACAACAGUAUCGCAGCCCGGAAUAUAACCGACUGGGAGCUGUUGGUGCUCCACCGGCUGCGGUGGGAGAUCAACGCUGUGACGUCACACGAUUUCCUGGACCCGCUGCUCCAUCGGCUGUCUCUCGAGCGGUACCUGCCGCCCUCCAGAAUACCUGACGUGCGGAGACAGGCACAGACCUUCAUCGUCAUGUGCAGCACAGAGUUCAAGUUUGUCAUCUACUCUGCCAGUAUGGUGGCAGCGGCGAGCCUGGCGGCGGCCGUGCAGGGCCUGCUGCCGGCUCGGCGGGAGGCCGCCAUGAGCGACAUCUUCAGUCAGCUGCACCGCAUCACCGCCGUCGAAACGGACCUGCUGCGGAGUUGCCUGGACCAGAUCGAAGAGACGAUCCGGGAGUUUGCAGAAGAGCAGGCCAACCGGGGCUCGAUUGGCGCGACAUCUAGUGACCAGACUUUGAAGCACAGUCAGGUUGAAACGCCGACAGAUGUGCUAGAAGUGCACUUUUAAGCGCCGUCGAACUGCGCGCGGUGGGGGAGGGGCGUCGACGACCCCUCUCCGCCCAACGGAUUCGUCGAUUAGUCAUGUGCUGUAAAUCGGUGUACAUAUGCUCUCCCGCGUGAAUGUAUGCAGUGCUGGCGUGUGAAGACUGUACUGUGAGACGUAGACUCGUGGCAGGGGUGCGGAAAUCAGGUCACCAGUACGCAUUUCCAGUACAAACGCCACAAACCCGACACGAUCCGACGCAUCCGACCUCACAGUUCUGCGACGCUGGCGAGGGAACCGCGUCGUCGUCGCAGUGCCCCGCUCAGAGGGUGCCCGGCUCAGGAAAGUACGGUACCAAACUUACGUCACUGCCACACGAAGCCGGAGGCCUGGUCACGGAGCCGGACCAGCUAUCCGCGACGGCCUGCUGGAGACGGUCGCUGCGGGAGCCCGCAUCGCCUUCACACCGCCGGAGGAGCGCCGCCACGCCGUGUCUGGCCCCGCCGGACGCUCUCCGCUGACCCGACAUGCGGCUUCCAGCUGGGUCCGGGACCGCCCGCCCGGCUGGAUCUGCGGCGGCCCGCCCGGCUGGGUCCGGAACGGCCCGCCCGGCUGGAUCC
Molecule: messenger RNA, 1637 nt
Organism: Pollicipes pollicipes
Lineage: Eukaryota; Metazoa; Arthropoda; Thecostraca; Pollicipedomorpha; Pollicipedidae
Product: G1/S-specific cyclin-D3
Exons: 5
Coding region: 124-1041 (305 amino acids)
Source: RefSeq, a predicted model, not a curated record